Brienomyrus brachyistius is the source of this 9612-nucleotide messenger RNA. It is a transcript of the gene cdk5rap2, whose product is annotated as CDK5 regulatory subunit associated protein 2. Bases 161 to 9133 code for a protein of 2990 amino acids. Lineage: Eukaryota; Metazoa; Chordata; Actinopteri; Osteoglossiformes; Mormyridae. Gene Ontology annotation, cellular component: microtubule organizing center. The transcript has 51 exons. The record is from RefSeq and is a predicted model, not a curated record.
GCACCGAUGGCUACGUCACACAUGGUAAAAUGGCGGUACUAGCAAUGGCUUUGAAUUUUCACCUUAUGUUUUAAGCUUUGGAAAACUAACCCCACGAAAUAUGCGGUACUAAUUAUACACGGGGACGGUCUAACUGGUAAACACAUAAAAUAUAUCCGCAAUGGAUUCCGUCGUGGGGGAAGAUCCAACUCUGCCUAUAGACAUGAACGGGAGCACCGGCUUGUCCAGACUCGAUGAGAUGGCAGACGACGGACAUCUUCCGAUGGACAGCAUGGCAGGACUCGUGUUUCCAGGAGAGCGAGUAUCACCAGGUAAAGCUCACACCAUGAAAGAUUAUGAAAACCAAAUCACUAAUCUGAAGAAAGAGAACUUCAACCUGAAGCUUCGCAUUUACUUUAUGGAAGAGCGUGCGCAACAGAAAUUCGACUCUGCCGAGGAUGUAUACAAAACGAAUAUUGAGCUGAAGGUGGAGGUGGAGUCACUGAAGCGAGAGCUGUCAGAAAAGCAGGAGCUCCUUGUCUCAGCCUCGAAAGCUGUAGAGAACUUGGCCGGGAAGGAAUCGGGGGAUAUUCUGCGUCUGAAAGAGCAGGCCAAGAGAGAGGUGGAGCGGCUGCGAGACUCUUUCAAUAAGAAGAUUCAGCAGUUAGAGGAGAAUUUGAAGGCAGCCGAAGAGGAGGUUGAGAAGAUGGCAGCUGUCGCAGAGCAGGAGAAGGUGCGAAACAUAGACAUGGAGAAGCAGCUUCUGGCAUUCAGCCUGUCCAGCACCUUUUCGCCUGCCCCCACCCAGGAUGUGCACCAUGUCCUGCAGGAGAAGGAUGGUGUUAUUGAGCAGCUGAAACUGUCCCUGAAAAACCGGGAUGCAGAGGUUGCACAGCUACAGAAGGCCAUCGGUGAUGAGGGCAGAGAGAGCCAGCCUGCCUCGGCGCCCACGGGAGACCUGGCUGAAGCCAUCGCUCAGAAGGACAAGGAGCUGGAGACUCUCAAAGAGGAACUUGGGCGUGAGAAGGUGAAAAAUGAAAGAGAACUGCAGAACUUUGUGGGAAAACAGAAUGACAUCGCUAAGAUGGAAGCUCUUACGAAGCAGAUAACAGAAGAACUGAACAGCAACAGGGCUACCAUCAAGAAUCUGACCAAGACUCUAGAAGAUAGAGAGAAUGAGACCAAGGUUCUGCAUGGAAAGCUCGAGGAGAGCGAGGUGGAGCUGUCCUCGGAGAAGAAAAACGCCGUGAAACGAGACAAAACAAUCCAGGGCCUGAGUCUGCUCCUGAAGCAGAAGGACAAGGAGAUGGAGGAGCUCUGUCAUGAGAUUGAGGACCGUGAUGCAGCCUUGGCCAAGUCCCGCGAGGCUGCACACAAGGCACAGAUCCAGAAAUACCAGGGUGCAGAGGAGCAUCAGAAUCUUCUGAUGGAUAAGCAGGCGGAGCUGGAGAAGCUACAGCUGGAACACCACGGCAAGGUGCUGGAGGCUCAGAAGCUCCAGCGAGCCCUUCAGCUUCGGGAACAGGAUCUUGGGGACGUGCAGCAAGCCAAGGAGCAGCUGGAGCAGGAGCUGGAGGAGCUGCAGCAGCUGAAGAAGAAGGGAGACAAAGCUGUCAAUGACCUCCAAAACCAGCUGAAGAAGCUGAAGGGGGAGCUGGGGGAGAGGGAGAGCGCCCUGGAGCAGCACUACCAGAGCCUCCUUAACGAGAGCCAGAGGACGCUGCAGGGCCACGAGGUCACCAUCCAGCGCCUCACCUGCAGCCUCAGUGACAAGGAGCAUCAGCUACAGGAGUACAUGCACAUGAUGAAAGAUCAGGAACAGAGGCGAAGCCCCGGGGGCGGCGGAGACAUGCUGACCAAGCUGCGGGAACGUCUCCGGGAGAAGGAGAACAGUCUGCAGCAAGCCCUGGAUGAGAAGUUUGCUGCCAUUGAAGAGAAGGACAAUGAGAUUCACCAGCUUCAUCUGUCUUUGCGCGAAAAGGAGCAGGACCUAGCAAGAUUGAAGAACCUUCUAUUGCACAACGAGGAGACGAUUAAUAGUUUUGAUUCUGUGAUUAAGGAAAAGGACGUGGAGCUCCAGCACCUGGCGAACAGCUUCAAAGAUCAGCAGAGGGCCAAGCAGGAGAUGGAGGGGAACCUUUCUCGCACCCUUCGGGAAAAAGACGCCAUCAUCUCUCAACUGCAGCAAGCGCUCGAGGGGAAAUCCAAGGAUUUGGAUGAGAUGAAUCGCACCCUCCUCAGCAAGACGCAGAGUGGCGCUGUAUCUGAGCAGCUCGGCCAGCAGCUGAAGGCGGCGGAGGCCUUGCUGGCUGAAGUCAUGAAGGACCGAGAGAGAUUGGUGUCGGACAACGAGAGCGCUGUGGAGGGACUGCUGAAAACCAUCAGCAGCAAAGACCAGCUCCUCAAAGAUUCUGCAGAGCACUAUAAGCGCCUCCUGGCUGAACGUGGCCAGGAAGUGCGAGACCUGAAGGAGCAGCUCGCUGAGAAGCAGCAGCAGCUCUGCGAGGCCGAGAAGCAGAGCUCGGCAAUCGCACACGCAAAGUGCCUGGUGACUGCGGAGCUUAGGGGCCUGCUGGCCGAAAAGGACACCGUGAUAAAUAAACUGGUAGAGAGUGGCCAGGAGAGAGAGACGUUCUUGGCGGAGCUGAGACUGACGGAGGUGGCCGUACCGCAGGUGGUGGAGCUGAAACAGACCGUUCAGGUGUUACAGGAACGUCUGCACGAGGAGGAGGCUGUGAUUUUGAAGAAAGACGAAGACUCAGGCCCGGGGAAGAUUGAAGUGAUGAAGAGCGCAGUGACUCUGAAGAAGGAGCUGGCACAGAAGACAGAAGCCCUGAACAAAGCCAUGAAGAAAGACAGUGAGCUGAAGGUUGAAUUGGCUGAGCUGCGGUCCACGCUGGCAGAUCUGGAGAGCCGAACCGAAGCCCAAGCCGCUAACAUCGAGUCCCUAACAGCUGUGCUACAGACAAAGGACGAGAUUAUCCGGAGUCUCCAUGAGCGUCUAGGAGAGCCAAGGGACCGUGAAGUGUCUGAUCUCCAGGCUCGGGCAGCUGAACCAAAGGAAGAGAGACGCCUCCCUGGCCUCCCGCAGAGAGAGAGAACCAUCAUUGGUGGGGACAGCCAGCCGGAGGCGGCGCCCGCCCUGUCCACGCUGCUCUCUGAGCACGAGGCCCUGAACCGGGCCCUAAAGGCAGAACAGCAGCUCUACUCCAGCUUGGUGAGGACCGUUAGAGAAUCAGACAGUGCCCGGCGCCUGCACGCCCUGCAGAUGGAGCUGGCCGCCGUGCAGCUACUGCGUCAGCAGCUGGAGGAGGGUGUGCAGAACAACGAGGAGCUGCGGCGGGUCCUGGAGACAGAGCUGCAGCGCGCCAAGCAAAGAGAAGGGAGUGACUGUCAGGCAGAACCAGUCGACCCCAAGGAACUGGAGAGUGUGAGACAGCAGCUGGAAGAUGCCCAGCGAUGGAAUGCGUCCCUGCAGGCCCGCCUUGGUGCCAUCCAGAAUCGCGGCGGCGGGGUGGGCGGCACCAGCGACACUGCUGACACGUUUAGCUUUUUGGCCGAUCAGACAUCCUACUUGAGCAUCUGUGUGGAAGACAGACUAGAUGAGGAACUGGGUCAUCUUUCAGUGCCAGAACUCCGACAAAUGAUCCUUGAACUCAGAGAUUAUAUCAAACGACUGCAAGCAUCAAAUGAAGAUCAUCACAAAAAGGUCUCACUGGUUAGCAGAUCAGAUGCCAAACCUGAUGAGAAGGAAGAUGAAUAUGUUUCUCAGCUUGCCUUUGACAAUAAGCAUCUCGAGAAGAAUCUAGAUGGAGCUGCUCGCAUUAGCAAGACCUCUGGGCUUAGUGAGGAGUAUCAGCAAACUGCUCGGGGUCAGUCAAGCGAUGAGCGCGCCCAGUCUUCUGAUGGAGAGUGUCAAAGUAGCGGGGUUUCCCAGACCCAAAGCAGGGGAGGGCAGCUUAACGAUGCCGCUAAACGUAAGCGUGACAGGCGCCAAGAGGGUCUGAGCAGGGAUAUGGAGCUCCUGUCACUCCUCAAGGAGAGAAGACUCUCGUCUGUGACUCAGCUCAGGGAGGAAAUUUUGAGACUGCAAGCUGAGAAUGCUGCUUUGAGGGGGCUCCUGAAGAAGGAGCAGUCUGAGGAGCCCAAAGGAAGCACAGACAGCUCAGGAGAGAGUGGCAGCGAGAGAGAUCUUCAGAAAAUGGUGGAAAAGAUGAAGUCUGAGGCAGUGAGCCAACGCAGGAUCAUAAAAGUGCUUAAGGAUCAGCUGGAGCUCAACUCUGCUGCCGAGGGUGGGGCCACUUUUAACCCGGAUCUGAUUGUGAACAUGGCGAGAGAGAUCGAGCGGCUGAAAGCAGAGCUGGGACCCUCCAAGAGGCGCGCUGAGAGCCUGCAGAAGGAGGCACAGCAAAAGGUAUCCCAGCCGAUCAUCUCCAACUCGAAGGAUGCCACUGUGGGUCCAGCUCAGCACAAAGCGCUGAGACCUGCUGCUGGAAAAUCACGCCUCCCUGUUCCCAUAAGGCAUGAUAAGGUGGUUGUUAAUAGACCUGUGGUCAGUCAAGCUGCUGAUAUAGAGAUGCAGUCCUUAACAGAGGAGGUCCUUGAGAUGGAGAAAAAACAUGAUCAGGAAGAAUCUACAAUGAGGCCAGACUGUCCGGGGUCCGCAGAAGACAUCCAGAAGGCUGGAGGCUUUACAGCCAAGCAGAUGGAAGGCACUGAACUCCUCAGUCAGUUAGAGUUACUCCACUACGAAUGUCAGGAGAAAGAACGUGUGAUUGGCCAGCUCCAGGAAAAGGCUGCAAAGUGUGAGGAGUUACAGGCAACGCUCCUGGAGAAAGAUGAGCUGAACAGAGAGUUUGUCGAAGCCUUACAAGCUGCAGAAUCCACCAUAGAGUAUCUUACUGCCUGUAACAUGGAUAAGGAAGGACAAAAUGACCAUGUUCUUCAGUCUGACCUCCACGACCACCACUGGGAGCUUCAGAGAAUGCUUCAGGAAAAGGAGGCACUGAACAAGCAGCUGUUGGACUGCCUUCAUGUCGCGGAGUCUGCCCAAGCCUCUCUGAGCGCUUUCCCAGCAGGCAGGGCUAGUGCAGACACACCGAUCAGCUCCAGUGAUCCUCAAGGGUUGCUGCACAAGCUUGAGAAUGUUCUUCAGCAGAUCGGUGCGUCUGUGGAUCAAUCGAAGUCCAGGGUAGUAGAUCCUCAGGAUUCGGCCUCAGAUUCGCAGCGGCAGAUUGGUCAGCUGCAGGAGGCGCUGAGGGAACAGGAUCGGCGAAACGCUGAGCUGCAGGAGAGACUCGUUGCAUCUGAACCGGCAGCCAUACCAGGGCCCACAAGCAGUGGUACUACUGAGCAAGACUCAAGAUGUGGGACACAAUACCAGCAUAUUCAAAAACCCUCUAAGGACCAUGAAAAGCAAGAUCAAAUAAUAAGGCAUCUUGCAGAGUGCCUCUACACUGCUGGGUCAGCCUUAGCCUCACUCAAUGCUUGCUACACUCAUGGUAGCGCCACAGAGAAGCCAGUUAGUACAGAUAGCCUUCAGCAGGAGCUAAAAGAACUUCAAAAAGUUUUUCAAGACAAGGCUGAGUGGCAAGAACAUUAUCUAGAAUACUGUACUCAGAAGCUGAGAACAGCUUGCCUUGAGGGUCACCACAUGGACCUCUAUCAGAACAUAAGCAAUCUUCAGCAGGCUCUCACAGGAAGUGCCGAGGUUAUCUCAGAACUUCGGAAAGCCCUAGAAAAGCUCAAGGCACAAAAUAAGCGGUAUCAGAAUGAGCUGAGAAUAGGCAGAUCAAGUUCAAAAACCGCAGAUCUUCCAGAGAAGCUGGAAAACCUGCAGAAGGCACUUGGAGAAAGAGAACACGCGUGCAAAGAACUUGAGGAGAAGCUGGCCGCUGCUCAGGAGAUCAUCGCCAUGCAGAAGUCCAUCCAGGAGAAACAAGAUGGAAACCAAAAAGUGAUGACUCUGGGACAAGAUGACAAAGAGGUACAGGUGGAUUUACAGGACCUGGGUUACGAAACGAGCGGAAAGAGUGAAAACGAAAUGGAUAGGGAAGAGAACAGUAGCUCAGGUACUGUAGACAAUGAUCAGGACGUGCAUCAUGCCAGAGGUACAAACAUCCCUUCGCUGCUUGGGCAGAUCCAUGGUAAUUUCUCCUCCACGGAGAACCUCAACACAAGCUCUAGUACAUCAUACCCAAGCUCACCUACUCUCAGUUCCCCAAAGUUCAGCUUGAAGAACUUGCAGAUGUUUGAAGACUACGGAAUCACAGACAACCCGGAGCACCUGAAGCAGCAAGUUCUGGAGCUGAAAGGGCAACUGGAAACCCACCAGAGAGUCAGUCAGCAUCUGCAGAGUCUUCUGCAUCGAACCUCCCAGUCAAGCGAUCUCCUGGCCUUCGUUUGCGAUUCGCCCUACACAGCCUUGGAAAAAUACAGCCUAGAGCUGACCAAGGAGAAGAGACACAGUAUUGGUUAUGAAGAGGACCUCUCUUCUGAGGGCACGAUACUGAGCCAGGAUGAAGAUGAGAAGCAGAUGAUGAAGGAGCAUAUCACCAACCUUAGCACUGAGCUGGAGAAAGAAAGGAACUGCAACAAGAAUUUGGCAGAACAGCUGCAACAAAUUCAAUUUCGAAGUAGAUCAGCUUCACCAGCACGGAUGGACUCACUGGUGCAGUCUCAGGCCAGGGAGCUGUCCCAGCUCCGGCAGCAAAUCAAGGAGAGCCGGGAACUUGGCGCACUGCAGCGCCUGCAGCUGGAGGAGCUCGGCAAGGCCUUCGAGGAGUUGCUCCAAGCCGGCGACGUAGACCACUACACGGGAGACGUCGUACGCGAGCAGCUGGACAAGAGCCUGACCAUGCUGGAGAGGCUAGAGGAACAGCUAGAGAACGGAGACAAACAUUUGGAUAACGAAGAUAGAGCCGUUCUUGACCUGGCGCAGAGAGAGCCCCCAUGUCUCUCGCGUGACGCCUCCGAUAGCCCCCUGCGAUCACAGUUAGGCAGUGAAAGGGAGCAGCUGCAGCAGCAGAUGAGAUAUCUUGUGCAGCAGAACCAGAACUUAGCAGAAGUGACUAAGGAACAGCUGGAUCUGCUGUCCCGGGAGCUACAUGAGAAAAAGCAUCUGAUCCAAGACCUGCAGAGGCAGCUGCGAGGCCGUUCCCCCAGCAGUCACCACGGCUCCGCGCCCGAGCUGUCCAACAGGGGCCCUCCCAGCGACAGGCCGCCGCCGGACCGUGCCGAGUCCUCCUAUGGCCAUGGGCCUCUCGACAGUGCCAGCUCCAUCACGCCUCAGACACACAGCGUCAGCCGCUUACGUCCAGGCCUCGCAGCCACAAGCACUGCAUCUGUAACUGCUGUAGACUCUGCAGUGCGUCACCAUGACAACGUUGCUUCUGCAGCAUCCAGAAAGCAUAUCAGACCAGCUGGAGCGGAGCUGGAGAUCCAUCUGCAUGGGCUGCGCAGGGAGAACAGCCGGCUGCUGGAACAGCUCAGGAGCAGCGAGCAAGUGAACGAGACGCUGCGCAGUGAGCUGGACCUGCACUGCUCCAUCCUGGCCCAGAAGGAUGAGGUCCAGCCUGAGCCAUCUCCCCUGAAGCGGACCCCUGAUGCAGCAGAGCGAGCUACAGACCCAGAUGCUUCCAGGGUUCAGGCUCUGGCCAUGAGUCCAGAGCUUCUGGCCGAGCACCUCCAGGAAGUCCGCACCCUGAGGUUACGCCUGGAGGAGACGAUCCGUACCAAUGAGCGGCUCCGGGAGCAGCUGGAGCGCCGGCUGGCCGAGGCCGAGAGAGACCCAGCAGCGACAAAUAUCUUCAUCCACGGUGCGGAGGAGCAGAGCCAGCUGGCGAGCGAGAUCCGAUUCCUGCGGAGCCAGAACCAGGCCCUGAAGGAGCAGCUGAGCGUAGCCUCCAGAGACAAGCAGAGGGAGAGUGAGAAGCUGCGCGAGUCUCUGGCCAGGAGGACGGCCAGGCUGGAGGCGCUGAGGAGCGAGCUGGAAGAGCAGAAACGGGAGAGGGUCCGCACACAGAGCCGGCUGACCGGCACCGCAGAGGAGAACCGGCGGCUGCAGGAGUCCGUGCAGCACGACCGCGACGAGAUCCACAGGUUACAGGCAGAGAUGAGCGUGCAGAGACAGCAGCUGACAGACAGCCAGCACCUGCUGAAGUCGCUGCGUAUGGAGCUGCAGGUCAGCCAGCAGAUGAGGGCUGCGGCUGACAGACAGCAUGAUGCCUCCCAGAAAGUGCCAGCUCCGGGUGCUGGGAGCCUGGACCUGAACGAGCUUCUCUCUGAGAUCCGGCAUCUCCGGCUCCAGCUGGAGAGGAGUAUUCACACCAACAAUGCCCUACGGCAGAAGCUGGAGGAGCAGCUGCUGAGAGGAUCCACCCAGCAGGACGCCUCCCCCUCCACCAUCAACAUCAACUACCUUCUGUCUUCGGAGUCGAGGCACCCCCGCCCCAGCCGUGGAGGAGAUGAAUCCUCAGCGCAAGUUGUCGGUGACUUGACCCUUCCGUCUGUCAGAGUUUCCUCAGACAUCCUUUAUGAUACCAGUGGGGAGGUGAGGAGUUCAGGUCGUACAUCUCAGAGCAGUGGAAGCUCUGCAGACAGCGCCUCCACAAAACCAGCCCGGCUCGUCCCCGGCCACCACCUUUGGGCCAACAAAAACGGCCGGCACGUCUUUGGCCUCAUCGAGGACCACAAUGCCCUGCGCAAGCAGAUUUCUGAGGGAAGGAAGCUGAUUGGCAGGAUGGAACAGCACCUUCAGGAGUGUCUCCACGCUCUGUCCAAGCAGGACGCAAAAUCUGCAGUUCUAGAUCAGCAGCUGCUCAAAGGCUUUUCCUCUAACAUCAACACGAUGCAGCAGGUCCUGGAGGAAGCUGCUCGCCUGCUUAAGCUGCUGUGGAGAGUUUCCAUUCCAGCCUGCUCGUGCGCUGAGGGCCGUCAGGGCAAUCAGGACGAGACCUUAAAGUGUGAAAUCGCACGACUUAAGGCCAAAUUAAGCGAACAAGAGAGGUUACUGCUGGGGGCAGUGAAGAGGCUUCGUACCACUAACCAGCUGAAGGAAGGAAUGGAGAAGGUCAUCAUUGAGCAGCUGUCAUUAACCCAUGAUGUACUGAAGAAAGCGAGAGGUAACUUAGAGGAGGUCCCAGCCAAUGGGUAGAGGCCCCUCAGGUGCAGGGGGUGUGGCCCGGUCUGGCCAUCUCUCAUUCUGCAAGACACUCCAAUUCAGCAGCUGUGCAACACAGUCACACCUCAAGUUCCUCUCCUUCCUGCUAAGCAAACAACUCCCCAUUGUCUCCUGCUGUGAACUUGCAGUUUUUACUUUUGUGAUAAUGCUGAGCAAGUUUCAGAAGUUCCUUUGAAAAUAAGCACCUUUACUUGUGACCUAUUUUAAUACGUUUGCUGUAAAUCAUUACAAAGCAAUAAUGUAAAAGGUUUUCUGUUUGUAAAUACUGAAUCUAGUUUUAAAAGUUUUCUGGGUUUUUUUAUAUAUAUAAAACAUAGAAGUGAUUUUUUUUCUUUUAGAGGCCAAUUUGACACAAAUCUAUUUUCGCAGUACCAGUACAUACCAUGGCCCAUACUUGGAUACAAUGGUUUUUAAGAUAAAUGUAUGUAAAAUACAUUAAAUGUUUAAUUGUA